Messenger RNA from Gossypium arboreum, 1882 nucleotides. RefSeq names its product metal transporter Nramp1-like. The transcript has 13 exons. Lineage: Eukaryota; Viridiplantae; Streptophyta; Magnoliopsida; Malvales; Malvaceae. Gene Ontology annotation, biological process: metal ion transport. Bases 48 to 1652 code for a protein of 534 amino acids. Gene Ontology annotation, cellular component: membrane. The record is from RefSeq and is a predicted model, not a curated record. Gene Ontology annotation, molecular function: manganese ion transmembrane transporter activity; cadmium ion transmembrane transporter activity.
CACUGCAACUAUACGGUAAUCAGUAAACUUAAAAAGAAAAAAGAGAUAUGGGAAGUUUGCAGCAACAGCAAGGAGGCGAUGUUGCAGUAAUUCCUCAAUCAUGGGGUGGAGGAAGCAACCGCAUAGCUGCUCUUAAUGUGGAGCCCGGCACCACCCCCCCACAAUCCUCCUCUAAUAACAACAGCAAACGUUUCAAUGAUAAACAUGAUGACCUCAAUCAUGAUCAGAAACCUGGAUGGAGAAAGUUUUUGUCAUUUAUAGGCCCUGGUUUCCUUGUUUCAUUAGCUUAUCUUGAUCCUGGAAACUUGGAAACUGAUUUACAAGCAGGAGCCAGCCAUGGAUAUGAGCUGCUGUGGGUGGUUUUGAUCGGAUUAGUCUUUGCUCUCAUAAUCCAAUCUCUUGCUGCAAAUCUUGGAGUCAGCACUGGCAAACACUUAUCAGAAUUGUGUAAGGCUGAGUACCCAAGAAUGGUGAAAUAUUGCUUAUGGAUACUAGCUGAGAUUGCUGUCAUAGCUGCUGAUAUACCUGAAGUGAUUGGUACAGCCUUUGGAUUGAAUAUACUGUUUAACAUCCCAGUAUGGGUUGGAGUUUUAUUGACGGGUUUAAGCACUCUCCUCCUCCUUGGCCUGCAGAGAUAUGGGGUGAGGAAGCUGGAAAUGCUGAUUGCAGUGCUGGUGUUUGUAAUGGCGGGAUGUUUCUUUGGGGAAAUGAGUUACGUAAAGCCACCAGCAUCAGGUGUGGUUAAAGGCAUGUUUGUUCCUAAACUUAAUGGCCAAGGAGCCACCGGCGACGCCAUUGCCCUCUUGGGUGCCCUUGUUAUGCCGCACAAUCUCUUCCUUCACUCAGCUCUGGUGCUCAGCAGAAAAGUACCAAACUCCGUUCGAGGUGUUAAUGAUGCCUGUAGAUAUUUUCUAAUAGAGAGUGGCAUCGCCUUGUUUGUGGCCUUUUUAAUCAACGUGGCGGUUGUCUCGGUGUCCGCCGCGGUCUGCACAGCUGAUAAUAUUUCCAGUGCUAACCAGAAACGUUGCAACGAUCUUAAUCUCAACUCAGCUUCUUUCCUUCUCCAGAAUGUGUUGGGGAAAUCUAGCAAAGCCCUUUAUGCCGUUGCACUUUUAGCAUCAGGGCAAAGCUCUACCAUUACAGGGACUUAUGCAGGACAAUUUAUCAUGCAGGGUUUCUUGAAUCUUAAAAUGAAGAAAUGGGUGAGGAAUAUAAUGACUAGGUGCAUUGCCAUUACACCUAGUCUCAUUGUGUCCAUCAUUGGUGGAUCUCAAGGGGCCGGUCGACUAAUCAUUAUUGCAUCGAUGAUUCUUUCAUUUGAGCUACCAUUUGCUCUAAUCCCACUCCUUAAAUUUAGUAGCAGCUCAACCAAGAUGGGACCCUACAAGAACUCCAUAAUUACAAUUGUGAUUUCAUGGAUUUUAGGCAUUGGAAUUAUUGGCAUCAACGUGUACUAUUUAAUAACAGCGUUUGUAGACUGGUUGGUUCAUAAUGAUGUACCAAAAGUAGGGAAUGUAUUCAUUGGAAUCAUUGUGUUUCCUUUAAUGGCGAUUUACAUUAUUGCAGUCAUCUAUCUAACAUUCAGAAAAGACAUUGUUGUUACAUAUGUGGAGCCCCAAAAAGAUGAAGCAGCAGAUACCCAAGUUGUUUGAUUUGAAUGCAAUGAUAUUGUCAUAUUAGGUAGUUUCGAUCUCUCAAUUCAAGCUUAAAAAAAAUACUAUUAUGUUCUUUGAAGUUAAAAUGUGAAUCUUGGGUUGGAUUCCCUUCUUUUGUUUUCCUUUUCUAGGUUUUGAAACUACCUUCAUUUGUACACUUUAUGAGCUAAGAUUUUAUACUUGUCCAAAAACAUGUCAUAAUGCUUUGUUGUGUUCUUGUUGUUCUU